AUGUCCAUAACUACACCCUUAAACCAGCUUCUGGGCAUUCAGCACCCAAUCCUGCUGGCAGGAAUGGGUCAGACAUCUGGAGCACCCCUGGCUGCAGCGGUGUCGAAUGCGGGCGGCCUAGGUGUAAUUGGCGGAGUUGGAUACACGCCGCAAAUGCUGCGAGAGAUGAUUGAGGAAUUGAAAGCAAGUCUACGAGACCCAUCUCUCCCAUUCGGUGUGGACCUCUUGAUCCCUCAAGUCGGCGGCUCCGCGCGGAAGACCAAUCUCGACUACACCAAAGGCGCCCUCGACGAACUGGUCGACAUCAUCAUUGCAGGCGGUGCAAAACUCUUCGUUUCCGCCGUUGGCGUCGCGCCCAAACCUGUCAUCGACAAGCUCCACGCCAACGGCAUCUUGUACAUGAACAUGAUCGGACAUCCGAAGCACGCGCACAAAGCAUGCAAAGCUGGUGCAGAUAUCAUUUGUGCACAGGGCGCUGAAGCGGGCGGACAUACCGGGGAUACGCCGACCAGCGUCUUAAUCCCCGCGAGCGCCGACAUCGUCAAGACCUACACAUCUCCUUUGACCAAUCAGCCCGUCCAGCUUGUUGCAGCAGGCGGAAUCUAUGACGGCCGCGGCAUGGCUGCGAGUCUUAUGCUAGGCGCGUCUGGUGUAUGGGUUGGCACGAGAUUCGUGACAGCAAAGGAAUCAGGAGCCCCGGAGGCUGCAAAACGCGCCAUCAUCAACGCCGACUUCGACAGCACCAUUAAAUCGACCAUCUGGACGGGCCGCCCUCUCCGGGCCCUUGCAACCCCCUAUGUUCGCAACUGGGAAACGAAUCGACAAGAGGAAAUGAAAUCCUUACAAUCGCGCGGCAUCAUCCCAUUAUCCCACGAGAUGGACCGUCUUGAGAAAAUCAACGGGAUUACGGAGGAAAUUGAGGAUCAAUCAACGUUGAGGCCUAUGGGCGUCGUCUCCGCGCUGGUUAACACGCCGAAUCAAUCUGCGGGAGAAAUUGUGAAAGAGAUGGUGGAUGAGGCGGUGCGUGUGCUGGAGUCCGCAGGAGGAUAUCUUCGACCUGCAGCGAAGCUUUAG
This is a messenger RNA of Rhinocladiella mackenziei CBS 650.93, 1074 nucleotides long. RefSeq lists its product as uncharacterized. The transcript is spliced from 7 exons. The coding region runs from base 1 to 1074 and encodes 357 amino acids. Gene Ontology annotation, molecular function: nitronate monooxygenase activity. The record is from RefSeq and is a predicted model, not a curated record. Lineage: Eukaryota; Fungi; Ascomycota; Eurotiomycetes; Chaetothyriales; Herpotrichiellaceae.